Molecule: messenger RNA, 3774 nt
Organism: Vicia faba (fava bean)
Lineage: Eukaryota; Viridiplantae; Streptophyta; Magnoliopsida; Fabales; Fabaceae
Source: the annotation of a GenBank genome assembly
AUGGCGUCGAACGAGGAAGAGAUUAAGAAGACGCAAGAUGAACGCAAGAAGAUGGAACAACAACUCGCAUCUCUCACUUCACUCAACUUCGACACCGAUCUUUACGGCGCAAGCGAUAAAGAUUCAUACAACACUUCAAUUCCCGCUAACGAAGACGAAGAAAUUCUUGAACCAAUCGGUAAUGAAGCUCCUCGCAGAAUAGCUUCAAUCACCGGCCCUAAAUCUCACUUCAUCGACAUGCCGUCCGCCGACAACGACGGUGUCGGUGGAGGUGACGGUUUUCGUAAGCCGCAGAGCAUUAUUGAUAGGGAAGAUGAGUACCGGAGACGUAGGUUGAAUCAGCUUCUUUCGCCGGAUAGACAUGAUGCUUUUGCGGCGGGAGAGAAGACGCCGGAUCCGUCUGCGAGGACUUAUGCUGAUAUUAUGAGAGAGGAAGCGUUGAAGAGGGAGAAGGAGGAGACAUUGAGGGCGAUUUCGAAAAAGAAGAAGGAAGAGGAAGAGGCUGCGAAAGGUGCUCCGGAGAAGUCUGAACAGCAACAGCAGAAGAGGAGGAAUAGAUGGGAUCAAUCUCAGGAUGAAGGUGGUGUUAAGAAAGCUAAAACUUCUGAUUGGGAUGCUCCCGAUUUGACAACACCGGGACGGUGGGAUGCAACUCCGACUCCCGGUAGAGUUAUUGACGCAACUCCCGGGAGGAGGAAUAGGUGGGAUGAAACUCCGACGCCUGGUAGGUUGGUGGAUUCUGAUGCUACUCCUGGUGGUGGUGCUACACCUGGUGCAACUGCUUGGGAUGCUACUCCUAAGCUUUCUGGGAUGGCUACUCCGACUCCUAAGAGACAAAGAUCAAGGUGGGAUGAAACGCCUGCUACUAUGGGAAGUGCAACUCCGUUACCUGGUGCUACACCUGCUGCUUCUUAUACACCUGGUGUGACUCCUGUUGGUGGUGUUGAAUUGGCUACUCCUACUCCUGGUGCUUUACAAGGUUCGUUUACGCCUGAGCAGUAUAAUCUGUUGAGGUGGGAGAGGGAUAUUGAAGAAAGGAAUCGUCCGUUGACUGAUGAAGAGCUUGAUGCUAUGUUUCCACAAGAAGGGUAUAAGGUUUUGGAUCCUCCAGCGUCUUAUGUGCCCAUUAGAACACCUGCAAGGAAGCUUCUUGCUACUCCUACUCCGAUGGGGACUCCGCUUUAUCAGAUUCCUGAAGAGAAUCGCGGACAGCAGUUUGAUGUUCCCAAGGAAGCUCCUGGUGGUUUGCCUUUCAUGAAACCUGAAGAUUAUCAGUAUUUUGGGGCUUUGUUGAAUGAAGAAAAUGAAGAGGAAUUGUCUCCGGAUGAGCAGAAAGAGAGGAAGAUUAUGAAGCUUCUGCUUAAAGUGAAGAACGGCUCGCCACCACAGAGGAAAACGGCUUUGAGGCAGUUAACUGAUAAGGCUCGUGAAUUUGGUGCUGGACCUUUGUUUAACAGAAUUCUGCCGUUGCUCAUGCAGCCUACUUUGGAGGACCAGGAGAGGCAUCUUUUGGUCAAGGUAAUUGAUAGAGUUCUUUAUAAAUUGGAUGAAUUGGUUCGCCCUUAUGUGCAUAAGGUUCUUGUUGUUAUUGAGCCCCUUUUGAUUGACGAAGACUACUAUGCUCGUGUUGAAGGGAGGGAAAUAAUAUCUAAUCUCAGUAAAGCUGCUGGGCUGGCCACUAUGAUUGCUGCCAUGAGGCCUGACAUAGAUAACAUUGAUGAAUAUGUUAGGAACACUACUGCUAGGGCUUUCAGUGUUGUUGCAUCUGCUCUUGGUAUUCCUGCUUUGUUGCCUUUCUUGAAAGCUGUUUGUCAGAGUAAGAAAUCUUGGCAAGCUCGGCACACUGGGAUUAAGAUUGUGCAGCAGAUUGCCAUUUUAAUUGGUUGUGCUGUGUUGCCCCAUUUGAGAUCUCUUGUGGAGAUUAUAGAGCAUGGUCUGAGUGAUGAGAAUCAGAAGGUGAGGACAAUCACUGCAUUGUCUCUUGCCGCUCUUGCUGAGGCAUCUGCUCCUUAUGGUAUUGAAAGUUUUGACUCGGUGUUGAAGCCAUUGUGGAAGGGUAUUAGGCAACACCGUGGUAAGGUGCUGGCUGCAUUUUUGAAAGCAAUUGGGUUUAUCAUCCCGCUGAUGGAAGCCUUAUAUGCCAGCUAUUAUACUAAGGAAGUCAUGCUUAUUCUGAUUCGGGAGUUCCAGUCACCCGAUGAAGAAAUGAAGAAAAUUGUUUUGAAAGUGGUGAAGCAGUGUGUGAGCACCGAGGGUGUGGAAGCUGAGUAUAUUAGAACUGAUAUCCUCCCCGAGUUUUUCAGAAACUUCUGGGUUAGGAGGAUGGCUUUGGAUAGAAGAAACUACAAGCAACUUGUGGAGACGACGGUUGAGAUAGCGAACAAGGUCGGUGUUGCAGAUAUUGUUGGAAGAGUUGUUGAAGAUCUUAAAGAUGAGAGUGAACCUUACAGGCGAAUGGUCAUGGAAACUAUUGAGAAGGUGGUCACUAACUUGGGAUCAUCUGAUAUAGAUGCACGGUUGGAAGAGCUUUUGAUUGAUGGUAUUCUCUAUGCCUUCCAAGAACAGACAAGUGAUGAUGCUAAUGUGAUGCUUAAUGGGUUCGGCGCGGUUGUAAACUCACUUGGCCAGAGAGUAAAACCAUAUCUUCCUCAGAUUUGUGGUACCAUCAAGUGGAGGUUAAACAAUAAGAGUGCGAAGGUGAGGCAGCAAGCAGCAGACCUUAUUUCCAGGAUUGCCGUUGUCAUGAAGCAGUGCCACGAGGAACAACUGAUGGGUCAUCUUGGUGUUGUCUUGUAUGAGUAUCUUGGAGAAGAGUAUCCGGAAGUUCUAGGUUCAAUUUUGGGUGCUCUCAAGUCAAUUGUCAAUGUUAUUGGAAUGACGAAGAUGACUCCACCUAUUAAAGAUUUGCUUCCCAGGUUAACUCCAAUUUUGAAGAACAGACAUGAAAAAGUCCAGGAGAACUGUAUUGACCUUGUUGGUAGGAUUGCUGAUCGUGGGGCUGAGUUUGUACCCGCCCGAGAAUGGAUGAGGAUCUGUUUUGAGCUUCUUGAGAUGCUUAAGGCACACAAGAAGGGAAUUCGUAGAGCUACGGUGAACACUUUUGGAUAUAUAGCGAAAGCCAUCGGACCACAGGAUGUCUUGGCAACUCUAUUGAAUAAUCUCAAGGUGCAGGAGAGGCAGAAUCGUGUAUGCACUACUGUGGCCAUUGCAAUAGUUGCAGAAACAUGUUCCCCCUUCACAGUUUUGCCAGCAUUGAUGAAUGAGUACCGUGUGCCAGAGCUUAAUGUGCAAAAUGGAGUUCUCAAGUCUCUCUCCUUCCUCUUUGAGUAUAUUGGUGAAAUGGGAAAGGACUACAUCUAUGCUGUGACUCCUUUGCUCGAGGAUGCUCUUAUGGACAGGGAUUUGGUUCAUAGGCAGACAGCUGCAUCUGCCGUGAAGCACAUGGCACUGGGAGUGGCUGGUUUGGGUUGUGAGGAUGCGCUGGUCCAUCUGCUGAACUAUGUUUGGCCAAACAUAUUUGAAACUUCUCCACAUGUGAUAAAUGCUGUGAUGGAAGCCAUUGAAGGGAUGAGGGUAGCUUUGGGUGCCGCCGUUGUUCUUAAUUACUGUCUCCAAGGGCUGUUCCACCCUGCCCGAAAAGUUAGAGAGGUGUAUUGGAAGAUUUAUAACUCACUAUAUAUUGGAGCUCAGGAUGCUCUUGUUGCAGCAUACCCUUCUCUAGAGGAUGAGCACAACAAUGUCUACAAAAGAUCGGAGUUGAUGAUGUUUAUUUAG